Molecule: messenger RNA, 3712 nt
Organism: Misgurnus anguillicaudatus (oriental weatherfish)
Lineage: Eukaryota; Metazoa; Chordata; Actinopteri; Cypriniformes; Cobitidae
Source: RefSeq, a predicted model, not a curated record
AAUGUAAUCCUUCUCAAAAAACCUUUUACUGUGAUAUGAACGGCAUAUUGUUGUCUGUUUCUCUUCAUGGUCCCUGAUAUCAGAUCUCUGCUGCUCAGUCCUGGGUUUUGAGAUUAUACCCGUCUAAGUGGGCUGCAGAAUAGGGUGUGUGGUUAAUUUUGGGAAAUUUCGCUUAUUUUCAAAAGUUGACAAGUACAGUAUGGGGGAGGGCUUAAGGAAGUCUGCAGGCUAGUAGAUGCUGAAACGCAACCUGAAUGUGAUGUGACAACAUGGCUACCGCCUCAUCAUCUCGUGUGAAAGACUGUUACCUUUGCUCUUGUUCUUUAAAAGACUCGGUUGUUUUAAGAUGCUGUCACAGUUUGUGUAAAAGCUGCUUAAAGAGCUACUGGGAGUUCAACAAGACUCUGGAUUGUCCUGUUUGUUUAAAGGAGACUCACUGUUCUGUGCUUCUGCAGGAUCUGAGUGUUUCCUGCUUUGCCACCGUGUGUAAAUUCUCUCAUGAUAGCAACGCAAAACCAAACAAUGCUAGGAAAGCAGAAACUGUGAUGAGAGAGCAGUCAAGUAAAACCAGGGACGAGGAUGUAGACACAGGUGUGAUGCUACAUGACGUAAUUCCUUCAACAAGUGAAUCUGAAAAGGAACCUCAUCCACCACCCACAGCUACAUCUAAAUCAUUGAGGUCCAUCCUGUGUCCAAAAUGCGGCAAGAGAUUCGAAAAAAAAUCUGACCUGAGAGCUCACGAAAAAGUGCACGUCUUAAGAAAGCCGUAUCAGUGUUCCACAUGUGGAAAGAGUUAUGCUGGGAAAGAUGAGCUUACUUUACACAUGCGUCUGCACACAGGUGAGAAGCUGUUUAACUGCUCUUACUGCAACAAAAAGUUCACCAAAGAGAGGUGUUUGAAGUCCCACUUAAGGAGCCACACAGGGGAAAAGCCGUUCUCUUGUUCUCAAUGUGGGAAAAGUUUUUCUCAAAAAAGUGCCCUAAAAAAUCACCUGCGGCUGCAUGCAGGAAAUCUGCCUUAUCAGUGUGAUCAUUGCGGGAAGCUUUUUAACAGUGGAGUUGCUAUGAGGACCCACAAGGUGAUCCACACCGGUGAGAAGCCUCUUCCAUGUCCACAAUGUGACAAAAAGUUUUUCCUAAAGAUUGACCUGAAGACUCACCUGUAUAGCCAUUCUGGGAUCAAACCAUUCAGCUGUUCAGUGUGUGGGAAGAGUUUCGUAACGAAGCAGGAACUUAAAACUCAUCAGGUCGUUCACAAGGAUGACCGCCCCUUUCACUGCACACAGUGUGAGAAAAGCUUUAAAAGGAUGAGCCAUCUGACAUCACACAUAAAGACCCACAGCUCUGACACCCCUUACAAGUGCACCUACUGCAGCAAAUCAUUCAAACUUCCCUUCUACCUAAAACUGCAUGAGAGUAUUCACAGUGAAGAGAAGCCUUACAGAUGUGAGAAGUGUGGAAAAAGCUUUCGUUUAUCAGGUGAUUGCACCAAACAUCAGGCUGUACAUUCAGAGGAAAAACGGUACAAGUGCUCAAUCUGUGAUAUGAGGUUUCGCUUCAACAGUUCGCUGAGGGACCACAAAGUCAUUCACUCUGAUGACAAACCUUACCAAUGUGAAAAGUGUGGAAAGAGCUUUAACAGACUCGAUACCCUGAAAAACCAUAAAGCGAUCCACACUGAUGAAAGACCUUAUAAGUGUUCUCAAUGUGAUUUGUCUUUCAAGACUUCAUCUUCGCUCAGGUUACACAAAAUUAUUCACUCCAAGACCCUGCUACACUGCAGCAUCUGUGACAAAACCUUCACUCGCCAAAAAUCGUUCAAAAUUCAUCAAGACAUUCAUGCAGGGAUUAAAGUUUACAAAUGCUCUAAGUGUGGAAAAUGCCUGAGCUCGGCAAGUCACUUGAAGAAUCACAUGGAGCAACACUUUGAAAGGAAAAUGUACCACUGUGGUGAGUGUGAGAAGAGUUUCACCACAGUGGGAUGCCUGAGGAAGCAUCAGAUGAAGGUGCACAUUGAUGAGAAGCUGUAAAUAAUUCCAAAGGGAUACUGGUUACUAACCAGCUGCAACAUUCAGGAGAGAAGGAGCAUAUUUGCUCCCAUUGCGGGAAGGUAUAUAGAUGUAGGAUCGGUUGGCAUGAGACGAUUCACUUUUUGAUUCACUCACAAUUCAUAAGAGAGACCUCAAUGAUACUCAGUUUGGUAAAGAAUUUAUUAAGAGCCACCAUCUGAAACAUCAAAAAAUAAAUGGUGAGAUGGAGAUAAUAUUUAGCAUUAUGUUUGUUUAUUGUUUUUCUAUUAAAAAUGUAAGCCGUGCAGGCAUUGGUUACACUUAAGUGAAAUGUAGUUACUAUAUAAUACUGUAUAAUAGGUAGUUUUAUGUAUGCAUGCAAUUAGAUUUGUAUAAAAAAAGUUAAUGUGAGAAAUAUAUUUUUAAUUCACACAACACCUGUACAAAGCUUAUGAGUCAAGACCCAGAAGAAUUGCUAAAAUAUUACUGCAAGAGAGAAUUAACAAUAAUAACAGAUAUAAUUGUACUCAAUGUAUGCUUUUUCUUUUUAGAUUUUUAUUUUUCUAUGCAAUUUUUGUAUUUUCAAAUAAAACUCACAUUACAUAAAAUGUUUGUUAAGAUUAAGUUUCCCCACACACCACAUUUAUACAUUUUAUGUUUUUCAUAUAACCCUGCAUAAUCCUCAUUAUGUUAUUCUCAUAUUUCUUCCCUACUGAAAACUCCAGCAAAGACCAGCAUAAGCUGGUAGCUGGUUUUAGCUGGUUUAAGGUGGCAGUAGCUGCUCUAAGCUGGUCCUCCCAGCCUGGCAAAGAUGGUCAAGCUAAACUAAGUCCAGCAAGACCAGCUUAAAAAGUGACCAAAACACAGACCCGCUUGCUACACCAGCAAUACCAGCUAAAACCAAGUAUAUAGUAAUACUAUUAAAGAGUGAAGAUCAAGGAUCAAACACAGACACACUGUUAACAGAAUUUUCUUUGUCUGAUUUAUUAUAUUUUAUAGAAUAGUCUCUCACCCUCUGUAUGCAGAAGUAAAAAUGAGAGCCCCUUUUACAAAGUUGUACACACGUUUGUAGCAAGAUAUUGAAAAAUACAUAGUCAUCCCAUCUCCACCCAUGAACCAAAAAUCGUCAUCUUAGUUCCAGCGUCACUUAGAAAAUAACAUUAAAUUUAUCAAUGAUUAAGAAACAUAUCAGUUGAAGCAGUCUAGUCAAAUAGAAGAAAUUAUUUUGGUCUCAGUGAACUCGACCGUUUACUGGGUUUUCUAACUUGUUCAUGAUUUGUUACUUAUCUCAUUCACUAAGCCCCCUUUAUCUUAUCUAAUAGGACUUUGUAUAAUGUUCUAGUCCUUGGAAAUUUUACUGCUGAAAAGACAAAAAGAACAGAAAUCUUCCACAAGAGCAGAAGAACAGGAUUUUGCAUUUAACAAUUAUAAGUUCAUAAACUAUAAUAAAAAUAAAAAAUCUCCCACUACAAAGCAAUAGUAACUUUAAUUUGUCUUAGCUUGCAAAUAUUAAGAUUGAGCCAAUUUCUUUAGACGUGCCGAAACUGGCAAUGAACUGGUCAGCUCAGGUCAUGUUGACACGAGCAUCUUCCUUGUUCUUAGUUUUAACUUCUCUGUCACUGUACCAUUACAAAUGUACCAUUAACCAGGCUUGUAUUGUUGUGGAAUUUUUACCUUGUUGAACACAUGAAUAAUUAAAGUCA